GCCGCCGGCCCCGGAGCGCUUUCCCGGCUGCACGCGGCCCCCGGAAGGGCGCACGGCGGAGAGGAAGGGACCGGGAGAGGAGAGGCAGGAGCGGGGCCAUGAACGGCUCGGCGAACUCGCUGCUGGACAAGGAGGAGCACCCGCUGCAGCUGGGCGAGAGCUUCGAGCGGCGGCCCAGGGCCUCCUUCCACACCAUCCGCUAUGAUUUCAAGCCAGCAUCAAUUGAUACGUCUUGUGAGGGGGAGCUUCAAGUCGGUAAAGGAGAUGACGUAACAAUCACUUUGCCACAUAUUCCGGGUUCAACUCCACCAAUGACUGUGUUUAAAGGAAAUAAAAGGCCAUAUCAGAAGGACUGUGUGCUUAUUAUCAAUCAUGACACUGGGGAAUACAUGCUGGAAAAGCUUAGCAGCAGCAUUCAAGUCAAGAAAACAAGAGCAGAGGGCAGCAGUAAGAUCCAAGCCCGGAUAGAACAACAGUCUGCCCGAGCAUCUCAGCCUCCUCCUUCACAGUUCAGAGCCCCAACCAAGCCAGCAGUUGGACCUAAAACUUCUCCUUUGAAAGAUAAUCCUUCCCCUGAGCCUCAGCUGGAUGACAUUAAGAGAGAGCUGAGAGCAGAGGUUGAAAUUAUUGAGCAGAUGAGCAGUAGCAGUGGAAGCAGCUCAUCGGAUUCAGAAAGCUCAUCUGGGAGUGAAGAUGAAAGCUCCAGCAGUGAGGGGGAAGAGCCAGCACAUGUUUCCCCUUCCCAGCCACCGCACCAGCAAUAUAACAACAGGAAUGCUGUUGCUAAUGGCACCAGCAGGCCGCAAGGAAGCAAUCAGCUCAUGAACACGCUCCGAAAUGACUUGCAGUUGAGUGAGUCUGGGAGCGACAGCGAUGACUAGAGGCUGAGCUUCUGCUGGUUUUGUUACAUAUACACAGAGAACUAAUUUACCUUGAAGUGAUCCUAUUGCUUACGAAGAGGAGCUGGCACAGAGAUAGUUCCAUGUGUGGAAUUUUAAUAGGAAAAAUUCAUAGCCCUACGAAAUAGCAGAUGUUGAGGGCUGUUUUACUUUGUGAAUUAAGUGUAUAUUUUGUGUAUAUUCGUAUUCUUUUAAACCUUUAAAUAGAUCUGUACAGUGGGUAAGCCAAUAUGUGUUCCUCUGUUCUUGUCCAUCAUCUGUAAGUUUAAUGUGUAACUUUAGGAUGUCAUCUAAAAAUUUCUUGUUUGUAGAAGACAACUUUGGGGGGGACUUUGUAUGUAGGGUGUGCAUGAGCCAACAAUGAGUUUAAAAAAGACAUGCAGGAGCUAGUGCGUGCACUGAAGUGGGACUGUCAUAAAUUAAGUUUCAAUGCCAAGUUGGUUUCUUUGGUUUGGAACUUCUCUAAUGUCUUUUUAUUGCUAUUUAUAGUCGACUUAAUGGACUUCCUUUAAAAAGUUGGAAAAGAGAAAUCAUAAAACCAUGUUCGUCACAAACCUUGCUGCACCAGUGCCUUAUAAGCAGGUUUUUUAAGCAGAGCUUCAAUUUCUGCCACCUUUCCUAUAGGGAGCAAUACUGAAGCCUCUUCAGAUUGCUUUUGCAGACAAGAGCUGUAUUUCACGUACAGCCAUCUGCACUCUGAGGGUGGUUACUCAAGCAAGAUAAAGGAUGUACAUCAGUCACCAGAACACAUCCAGAUAACCACAUCAGGAUUUUCUUGAGCAAUUGAAGUGUCCCAUUUAAUCAGACAUUCAGACUUAGUCUUCAGAAGUAUUUGGGAGCCCAAUUUCAAGUGAAGUUGCAGUGUCACAAAUACAAGAUAUUGUACUUAAUGAAAUUGUAGGACCACAGCCCUGUUUGCAGUUUCCUAGAGAAAGCAGAAAGAAGAGGUGACUGAACAAUUAACUGUGGAACAGCAAAAGUCUCUGUCCCACCACAGCUGUCCAGGUAGACUUUAGUUUAUGUUGUUUGUUGGGCAGGAUCUGUGCUUCACAGGAGUGCACAGGACACAAAAUACUUGCCCAGAGUGAAAUUCACCCUAUUUAAGGGGGUUUAAAAGGUGCUUGGUUGGAUUAUGAUUAACUUCUUUUGCUCGCAUGGAAAAUGAGCGCCACAGGCAGCCUCUGGCAGCUUAAACAUUAGGCUGUUUUUAAAAACCAGACUUCAACUGGCAUAGGACAAGUGGGGCUGUAAUUGUGGUGUAAUCCAGGAGAAUGGGAAGCUGAUGCCUCUCCAUUCUUAAGUGUCUGCUUUGCACUGCUUUUGUCUGUCAGUUUGUGUUUUAACUCCUGUUUGUUUACUGAGUUCUUUUUUUUUUUAAGGUGUUGAAGAGCAAGGGGACAUUUGAAGGGAGAUUUUAUUAAAUGGUUUAUUUUUUUGCAUUAGAUACAUAUUUAGGCAUAUUUUUGCAUUAUUGUACAUACAUUUACAAAUACUUGGUUUUUUUAUAAGUGUUUUAUGAUGUGGUUACAUAUUUUAACAGACAAUUAUGAAAUAUACUUGAUGUAAAGACAAAAUUGCUCUCCUUUUUUUUUUUAUCUUCUUUUUUUCCCUCCCCUUGUUCCUCCUCCUUCAGUAAAAAUGCUCUGUUCUUACAGACUUGUACCAGUUUGGGGUUUUACACUUUGGUGCAGGAGAUCUGCAUGGCAGUUGGCAGUCUAAUUAAUGCUAAUACUCCUCUUGACUUUUCCCCAGCUUAAGAUUUGAAUAAGCAGGGAGACAUUUCUCUGAUGCCGUUUCCCCAUUACUGGAGCUUAUUCCUGAGUUCUGUUGACAUUAUUUGCACUUAAAUGGAAAAACAGCAGUGCAGCAUUUUCAUUGCUUAUCAUUCACUGGCUGCUUAUGCAUUCUAAAAUCAAGGACACGGCAUAGGUAGGUAGUAAUUAUGUGUAAAUAAAACAUAUUAAACUUAAGAGAAUAAGACAACACCCCACUACGUUGAUUUGAAUCGCCACUUUAAUUAUUUAGAUCAUCAAGUGGGAACACUUCCUUCAGAUAAUCAAUUUCUUUCUUCUGUGUUUGUACUCUAGGUCACGUUUCACUACUAUCCCUCCCUUCCCGUCUCUUGGUAACAAAAUCAACAUUUUUUUACACAAUUGCAUGCAGCUUUUAAACUACAUUUGGCCUUCCUUUGUGCCCUCGGAAGAUGUGUUGUAUCAAGGGUGGCCAACCUGUUGUUUGGAAGCUGUUGAGCUGCACAUCCCACACCCCGACUAGAGCAUUUGGGUGUCCACAGUGAGUAAUGUGGCCUGCAGCCCACUCAUGGGCGUGUGUGACCAACCCGUCUCCUCCCUACCACUGUGUCCCGAGCAGCUCCUGGCAUCUUCUGCCAGAGAAGCUCUUUGGGAUCUCCACCUUUCCCACACGUAUGUGACAGGUGUUUCAUGAAGGUGAACCAACCGUGUGGAGACUUCACUAGGCAACACCUAAGAUCAGAAAGCAUGGCUGACACUUUUUUACCUUUUUCUAAAUACACGAGUGUGCUUUGAAGUCAUUGCCAGCCUGACAUUUUGAUUAAGGUUCUUAAAGUUUUAUGUUUUAUGUAUUAAGAAAUAGUAAAAGUUGUCUAUCUGUUCCUGUUAGACGGUUCUUCAUUUGUUCAUGAUUUGUGGCAAGUUAUACUCAGAUGGAAAUUGGAAUUCAAAUUACUUGCAGAAAAGCAAUUAUUUAGAAUUCUUUUAAUUAGUUGACAAUAUCUUUAACAUGCUGGAGAAAUAAGUCAGACUGAAAUAUGUUUUGAUUGAACCCGGUAAUGAAACAAAUUAUUCCUGCUUAUUCCUGUUACGUUCUACACUGCAGGAUUUUAGCACUAACAGAUUGUAACACUUCACGCUCCUUUUUCCACAUAAAAUAGGAAAAUCUUUUAUAUCCCUAUUAGUGUAAAUGUGAAUUAACAGUGCAUAUAGAAUGCAAUUAUUGGAAUGAACUGAAACUAAGUAAAUAUUUCUUUGCAUUUGUGGGCAAGCUGCCUGCUGGCUAUGGUGAGUUUAGCGGUUCAAGACAAGGUUUCUUCUGUUCCGUGACUUAAUUUCUGUGGUUUGAUUUUGCUUAAAAUUUCAGCAGCAAGCAUGGCCUGCUUAUGACUUUUCCCAUAACUAGAAUUGCUCUAGGAGUAAUAGUCAAUAAUGAUUUAAAUUCAUUCAAUUAGAUUGUUGUAAUUUCAACUGCAGUUACUAAUUAUUUUUUAAUUAAAAAAUAUUUUGUUUCAAAAAGGACAGAUUCAGUCAUCUGCUUGUCUAUCUUGGACACCUUAAAAUAUGAUUGCAGCAAUGCCCAAGCUGGUCAGCCGUGCAGAAAAGCUUCCACGCACCACUGCCUUUGUUCCUCCCCCGAGGGCUGACCAGCCCUCCCAGUAGGCAUGGUUUGAGUCACUCCAGCUAAACUACACGGAUGGCCACCUCCAGGCAGAAAGUGUCCCAGUCCCGUGAUGAGUCACGUAUUUGUAAGAGUGCACAACAUGACCCUCUACUGUUCCACCAAAGCAUCCCUCUCCUGUCACAAGUCUUGGCUAAACCGAUUUUGUCGAGAAGGAAGACUACAGGAAAACAAUUGUUUUCCUCAGCAUUGCUUGGAAUAGCUCAGAGCUUAACUGUGGGUAGUACAUCUAUUUUGAAGAAUCUAUGCCUAUGCUGAUCUACAGUUUGCUUUAUUAUAGACUAGCUAUAUGCCUGCUUAUAGCUAUGUAUAGAAACAGAUUGCUGUGCAAAGCUUUAGAGUCUUUUUUUCUCCUCCUUCAAAGUCCAUUUAUUUGAAUAAUAA
This is a messenger RNA of Cuculus canorus (common cuckoo), 4715 nucleotides long. RefSeq names its product ELL associated factor 1 (gene EAF1). Gene Ontology annotation, cellular component: super elongation complex. Bases 99 to 881 code for a protein of 260 amino acids. Gene Ontology annotation, biological process: regulation of transcription elongation by RNA polymerase II; positive regulation of DNA-templated transcription. NCBI's taxonomy places the organism in Eukaryota, Metazoa, Chordata, Aves, Cuculiformes, Cuculidae. The record is from RefSeq and is a predicted model, not a curated record. The transcript is spliced from 6 exons. Gene Ontology annotation, molecular function: transcription elongation factor activity.